This is a messenger RNA of Trichoderma citrinoviride, 645 nucleotides long. RefSeq lists its product as hypothetical. The transcript is spliced from 8 exons. The record is from RefSeq and is a predicted model, not a curated record. NCBI's taxonomy places the organism in Eukaryota, Fungi, Ascomycota, Sordariomycetes, Hypocreales, Hypocreaceae. Bases 1 to 588 code for a protein of 195 amino acids.
AUGGCCGAUGGAUCUCCGGCUUUAGCUUUCGCCGUGAGCUGCUGCGGCCGCAUUGAGAACCUUGAAGGCAUCAGCAGUUGCACACAUGAGAUGAGCCAUAACGGCCCAGCUGUACGGAGGGCGCGGCCGGCGAUGACUUACAUGUACCUGACCCUCAGAUCCUGUGCAGGACAGUACUUUGACCUCGUACUUCGCUUCGCCGUGCAUGAAAAGUACCGGCAGCGUCCAAGCCACUGCACACCUGGGCAGUCUGCUGACCCAACAAGCGGGAGUCCGUCUCCGUGGUCGAUCCAGUGCAGUGCGCUGGCGCUUCGGCUCACCAACAAGGGCGUCCACUCCCUGCCAGUGGCCUCGCGCAAAACGUCACAGGGCAUCACGCCACUGACCUUUAGGGCGUGGAUCUCGGGCGGCUGCACCAAUGGAUCCCUGACCUUGGGCCCUGCGAUUCGGUUUUCUACGGUGGCGCUGCAAAGUACGUUGUCCUGCAGAUGCGGCAACAAGUACGACAUGCAGUGGUCAACUGAGGGCAUCGCCAAACUCGUCUCGUCAACACCUCCACCCAACAUCAAACUCGCAUCAACACACUGAUCGCAUACUGACCUCCCAUCCAAUCUUCAUCCCCACGCAAGUGUCAUCCAAUCCACA